This is a messenger RNA of Capsella rubella, 619 nucleotides long. RefSeq lists its product as uncharacterized. Bases 107 to 343 code for a protein of 78 amino acids. The record is from RefSeq and is a predicted model, not a curated record. NCBI's taxonomy places the organism in Eukaryota, Viridiplantae, Streptophyta, Magnoliopsida, Brassicales, Brassicaceae. The transcript has a single exon.
UCGAGCACUCUCAAUCCGAAUCUCUGAUUAAAAAGGAGAAAACAAAUCUUUUAUUUUCAAGAAUUGAGUAAACACAUAAAGAAGAAGAAAUAAAAAAAAAAAAGAAAUGGCAUCAUGGAAGAAAACAAUAGCAACACCAUUCAAGAAAGCGGCAACAUUCUUCAACCAACCGCAGCAAUCACCAAAGAAGGGUGGAAGAAUGGAUGCGAAAGCGAGGGAAGAACACGAGAAGAGAAUGGUUGAAGAGCUUCAAGGAGAAGUCAUGGCUUGUGGCUACGACGACGUCCUCGUCAUGUGGUCUAUUCUUGACAAAUCUAACUCCUCCAAUAACCUCACUGCUUAACCCCAAAAAACCAAACACACUAAAAGAUGGUGUUAUGAUCGAUCAACCUUUGUACAUAUCUUAAAAGCGGUUUUAGCCCGCCAUGGUGAUCUCCUCCUCCUCCUCUUCCUCCUCCUUCUUUCUCCUUGUCCUUUUCUUGUUAUGUGGUCGGUGGCUACUUUUUUUAAGGUCUAGUGAAUAUUUUUUUCCGACGAGUUAUCGUCGAGAAUAUAGAUGGUUCUUCUAUGUUCCCCUUUGAUAAUCCCUGAGAUAGUAAAUCACGGUGGGAUUUUUUUU